CGCGUGUGAACAGUGAUAAAGUGCCUUGAGAGACGCGGUAGCAGCAUAUGUAAAUACAUAGGAAAGAGAAAAAGAUUACAUUGCCGAUACAGGAGAGGCCAAGAGAUGCGAUACCCUUUGGUCUGCUCAAAAUACCAUCCGAUAAUUAAGUUACAGGCAUACGAAAUAAUCAACCAUCGUUGAUGCAUAAUCAUUGGGCAUAUCUUCAAAUAAAAUGAGGGUCAAACAAACCUUAGAGAAAGAGGGCUGUAAGAUGGUGGUCCGUGGAAGUCCCUACGGAGCAACGCGUAAGAAGUAUGGCUGGGGCACGCCUUUUGCACCGCCAAAGGUUUGCUCAAGCUCAAAGUAUCCGAAUGUACAUAUAGGCACGUCCUCCCUGAGUUGCGUUUCAGGCAAGGACCGGGAGAUGCAGAAACUCAUGUCGCAGUAUCAAAGAAAAUUUAUCACGCUCGAGCAUUGUACGACAUACCACGGCGUUGGGGAUGCUGAGAAUUGGCAGAAAUGGAAGAAGCUAGCGCGUAAGAAGAAGGGGUUUACAUACACCAUCAAGGCCAACAACUACCUCACACACAAGCGCAAUCUGAAGAUGGACCUCGAAUCAGAGGCCCAUGUACAACAUUUCUUUCUCGAAAGGUGCUCAAUACUCGGCGACACGUUUAGCGUUGGACUAGUUCAGCUGCCUUCGACCUUCGUAUGUACUGAGGAGAACACCAGUCGGCUCAGGCUGUUCGCUACAAAGGUACCCGCCAAUGUGAAGGUAGCGGUCGAAUUUCGGCACCGCACCUGGUUCAACGAAGAGACGUACAGUAUAUUACGAGAGGCAAGAUGGGCUCUGGUGUCCGGCCACAGUCCGAUAACAGGCAACGUCCCUGUGGUAGAUACCAACGCAGGCUUCCUAUACAUCCGCUUACACGGAGCGCUUACCAUGUACAUGGGAGACUACGGCCAGGAAGGCUUACAACCGUGGGUGCGCCCGAUACAAGAGUACUGUGAUAGAGAUGCCACCCACGAGGCAUUUGUGUUCUUCAACAACAGCGAGUCUGAGGUAGCCGGCCUGGCGAGCUCGGUGGUGGAUGCCACGCACUUCGCAGAACUCCUGGACAAGUCAACCGCGCCUGGGAGCGAGACCAGAGAAAAGGUGUCGCGAACUAAUGAGCCGAUGGUACAACCACCGCUAGAGAGUGAGCCAAGGGCUGGCCAACCACUGAAUACGACACCAGAGAGUGGGCCCAUAAACGGGCCGCCAUCAGAAAAUACAGAGGUCAAUUUAGGGGCUGGGAAUGCAAGUAGCUCAGGCAGGCCUACGGGUACACCGCAUGCACCGACGGAGGAAGCCGAAAACGCAGACGCAAAUAGUGUGGGAGAGCCAAAUUCGGAACGGAUUUCGAGCACAAAGCGCAAGCAAUCUGAUGAUGGCUCUAAACCGACCAAAAUCCAGAAAGCGUAGUUGUGGAAAUAUAAAACGGUUGUCUUAGAGAUAGGAUGAUAAAAAACC
Molecule: messenger RNA, 1495 nt
Organism: Sphaeroforma arctica JP610
Lineage: Eukaryota; Ichthyosporea; Ichthyophonida
Exons: 5
Coding region: 215-1447 (410 amino acids)
Source: RefSeq, a predicted model, not a curated record